Messenger RNA from Planococcus citri (citrus mealybug), 2489 nucleotides. It is a transcript of the gene Upf3, whose product is annotated as Upf3. Gene Ontology annotation, biological process: positive regulation of translation; nuclear-transcribed mRNA catabolic process, nonsense-mediated decay. The coding region runs from base 420 to 2105 and encodes 561 amino acids. Gene Ontology annotation, cellular component: nucleolus; cytoplasm. The record is from RefSeq and is a predicted model, not a curated record. The transcript is spliced from 8 exons. NCBI's taxonomy places the organism in Eukaryota, Metazoa, Arthropoda, Insecta, Hemiptera, Pseudococcidae. Gene Ontology annotation, molecular function: mRNA binding.
AUAGGAUUUUUCUUCGUUUUUUCUUUCUUUCGAUCUUUUCUUACGAUUCAAUGAUUGAAUUUAAUAAAAAUUACUCAGAACUCAUCUUAUUUAUUGCUUGCGAUUGGAUCAACGAUCAACAACAUGAAUUUUUACAAGUCCAAAACUGUGAUAAGGAUGGCUGAUUGUUUGGGUACGGGUCGGGGUCUGUGGUCGAGCGUCACUGACUUUAUUUAUUUUUUUUUUGAUGCAAAAGUGAAAUAAAAUAAUUUAUUUGAUAACGAAUUAAUUUUAAUCCUUUCAAGUUGUUUGAAAUUUGAAAAAAUACUAAUCGAAAAAUUUAAAAUUCGCUUGUCCAGUUUGCUUUUACCAUUAGUGGGACAUCUUGUGUAGCUUCUUGAAUUUCAAGAUAAAAUUAAAUCGGAGUAUUCUAUAUCAAAAUGGUAGAGGGUCCUGAGACGAUGAAAUCGAAGGAAGCUUCGGUUGGAAAAAAUGAUCUUUCCAAGAGGAAAGGGAAAGAAGAUAAACAACCGACCAAGGUUGUCAUUCGUAAAUUGCCACCGAAUGUAACCGAAAAUUCAUUUUUGGAGUUCACAUCUCCAUUGUUUGAACAUGAUUACUUUUAUUACGUCCAAGACGAAAAUCCAAGCUUUGGGGAUCAAAGUUUUUCCCGAGCUUACAUCAAUUUCAUCAAUGUCCAUGAUGUAUAUUCAUUUACGCAAAAAUUUGACGACUAUGUUUUUAUCGAUGACACUGGACAAGAAUACCCAGCUGUUGUGGAAUACGCGCCAUUUCAAAGAAUUCCUAAAAACCGAGGAAAUCGAAGAUCAGAUUCUUUGUGUGGAACUAUUGAAGAAGAUUCAGAUUACAUGGAAUUCGUUCAACAAUUGGAAUCGGAAAUUCAGGAUCAUAAAACUUCUCAAAUAACUGAACAUUAUUUUGAUUUAGCAAAUGAUGAUAACGAAGAAAAAGUUACCACUACUCCGCUAAUCGAAUUUUUAACAUCCCGAAAAAAUGAGUAUAUCAAAUACAAAGAAGAAAAAAAAGAAGAACGUCGUAGGCGUGACACUGAAAGAAAGAAGUUCAAAGAGGAAAACAGAAGAAUAAAAAAAGAAAAAGAAGCUGUAAAAGCAAAAAUUGUCGAAAAAUCUAAAGAAGAAAAGAAAACUCAAGAUGGUAAGAUUUUCGAAGAAUUAACGUCUUCGGGCAGUAGAGUACGCGGGAAAAGCUAUCAAGAAGAGCGUCAACGAGAUUUGGCUCGGCGAAAAUUGGAUGAAAAAUGUUCCAAAGUUGACGACAAUAAAGAGAACAGUAAAAGCGUCACCACCGAAAAAUCUGAAAAUGAAUGCGAAAAAAGUCCGGAGGACAACGAUUUGGUGAAAACCCAAGCUCGUGCCAAUUAUAAAGAUGGCGAAUUUAACAAGAAAAGUCUCGAAGAUAAAAAAUCUCAUCACGAAGAAGAUCGGAAAUCCCAUUAUCAUUCUCGCGAUAAAGAAGACAAAAAACAUUUUUACGGUGUCAAGAAACGCGAAUUUGUUGGCGGAUACGAUUACGACGGAAAAUACAACAAAUCGAGUAAAAGCGGUAAUUAUUACUACGACGAUUACAAAAGUAAAAGUCACAGUUCUUAUCAAAAAAACGCGUUUGUAAGUAAUAAGUUCGGUAAAAGUAAGGAAUACUACGAGGAAAAAAAUUCGAAACAUUACGAUGGUAAAUCUAAAAAAUACGAACAUGCCGAUUAUAAAGAUAGGAAAAAUCAUAAAGAAUACGAUAAGAAACACGUUUCAAAAACAGGAGACAGCGCUUUAAAUUUGGAGGUGAAAACCGAUAAGCCCGUAAAAAAAAGCGAGUCGAAUGAUAGAGAAAUUAAUAACGCUUCAAAACCAGAAAGGAUGAGUCGCAGUUCUAGUAAAGAUAAUGAUAACCACUCUGGAAGUACUUCCGAAAUUGAAGGUUCCAAAUCUAAGGAUACCAGAAAAGAAAUAAAAGAGAAUGAUCCUCGAGCUGAAAGAAGAAUAAAAAACAAGGAUCGUCCUGCUCUUGAAAUAUACAGACCCGGAAUGGGAAAAUUCAGUCGUCAACGAUUAGAACGCAAUAAAUCCAAUGAAAGUAAAGAUUGUGAUUAAUCGUAUUUCACGAAUGGAGCUUCGAGGUGUUUGGUGUAAUGAAAUCACGUACUCUGCCUCUGAAAUUUGGAAUUGAAAAUCAUUGCCCAACAUAUCGAUUUGGAGUGGUGUAGGAAAAGUUGAUAAUUUUAUUUUUCUCGUGUAACGAAAGAUGAUUUAUUGUGCUGUAAAAUGUCUAAUUCUGUCGUCGAACGUAAUAUUAUAUUCUCCAUAUGUUUUGUUUCGUAAAUAAUUUUAAAUAAAUGUCGCGUGUCGUAUUAGAAAUUUCAAGUGAACUCCUGCGCUGUAAUACCGCAGCAUUUUGAAUUACACGAGUACGCAGGAGUAUUAUUCUACAUCUCGAUUAGAAUGUUUUCGUUUUAAUAAAUACAUUAUUUUGAUGUC